CUGGAUCCCCAAACCGGAAGUGAGUCACACAUUCACCGCAAGCCAUUCACUCCUGCAACAGGCAAGCUCUCUCUGUCUCCUUACUCACAGACAUGGCUGUGCGACAACCGGCGAGGCUAGUGGACGGGAUGCCCAUUCUAGGGCCGUUUGCAGAAAACUGGGAAAAUGUAAAGAAGUUCAAAGUCAGACCAGAUGACCUGCUGAUCGCUACUUACCCUAAAUCUGGGACCACUUGGAUGAGCGAGAUUGUGGAUCUUGUCAUGAAUGAAGGAGACAAUGAGAGGACUAAGAGAGGUGCCAUCCAUGAUCGAGUGCCGUUCCUGGAGUUUGCUGUGCCACAAAUACCAACAGGCACCGAGACACUGGAUGCAAGCGAAUCACCUCGUGUGAUCAAAACCCACCUCCCUGUUCACCUCCUGCCCAAGGAAUUCUGGGAAAAAAACUGCAAGAUGAUAUACGCGGCUCGCAAUGGGAAAGAUGUGCUUGUAUCAUAUUAUCAUUUCUAUCGCAUGGCAAUAGUGCACCCAGAGCCCGGAACAUGGGAAGAAUUUUUCGACACAUUCCUGGAGGGACAAGUUGCUUUUGGCUCAUGGGCUGCCCAUGUGAAGGGUUGGUGGCAGAUCAGAAAUCAGAGAAACAUCUUAUAUCUGUUCUAUGAAGAUUUAUUGGAGGACCCAAAACGUGAGAUACGUAAAGUGGUUAAGUACCUUGGGAAGAAGCUACCAGAAGAAGUGAUUGAGAAGAUCAGUCAGCAAACAUCAUUCCAGGCCAUGAAGGAAAAUAAGUUGACCAACUACACAACCAUCCCAACCAAUGUUAUGGACCAUUCUGUCUCACCCUUCAUGAGAAAAGGAGUCUGCGGUGAUUGGAAAAACCAACUAACAGUUGCACAGAAUGAGGCGUUUGAUGCGUAUUAUGAGCGUGAGAUGUCUGACAGUGAUUUAACCUUCAGGUUCCAGAGCUGAUGCAGUCUGUAAAGCCCAGACAUCUGUCCAAACCUUUUCCAAACACUGCUGUUCUGCCUCGACCCUCCAACAACAUUGGAAUUAUUUUUUACUUCCAGAUCUCUGAGAAUUCCGUAUUUCUCAUUUCACUCAGACUUAUCUAUAACUAUGCUCUUUGUGUCAACUUCUCUGCUAUCUGGCACAAAAUCUACAAAUUGCUGAAU
Bombina bombina (fire-bellied toad) is the source of this 1168-nucleotide messenger RNA. Its product is annotated as sulfotransferase 1 family member D1. Lineage: Eukaryota; Metazoa; Chordata; Amphibia; Anura; Bombinatoridae. Gene Ontology annotation, cellular component: cytoplasm. The coding region runs from base 93 to 965 and encodes 290 amino acids. Gene Ontology annotation, biological process: sulfation. The transcript is spliced from 8 exons. Gene Ontology annotation, molecular function: sulfotransferase activity. The record is from RefSeq and is a predicted model, not a curated record.